CACCGUUGACGACAUGCACGCAAGCCAAAGUGUUGGACAUAUGGGAGAGGAUGCCAUGUAGAACGUGCCUGAGUGCUCGCUCGGGUACAGCAGGACCUCAAGCCAGGGUUCCUGUUGCAAAGGAUCGUGGGAGAGAGGAGUCCGGGCUGUGCUGUGGUUUCGCAGUUUAGUCAGCGAAAACCUCGCACCACUCAGAGACAUGAUCGCGGCAGAUCAGAGGACAUCUGAAAGCGAGUCCAACUCUCGCUCCUAUUAGGGGUUCCACAGGGAUGGCAUGCAUCCUGCACAGGGCAAGGCAAUGCCCUAUGCCUUAAGUAGCCGAUGACAGUUAAAGUGCUCUCAUCAUCUUCUCACAGCAUUCUUAAAUAACAGACCUGAUUCUUAUUUGGGAUUUAGCUAACUCCAGGCUUGUGGGGUACAAUGCCAGACCAUUUUUCUUUGGGUUUUUUUUGUUGGUUUUUAUUAGCUGACAUCAAAGGGAUAGUCGGCAGGAGAACAGCUACCAAUUCUGGCUGAAGACUGUUUUCAAUAAUCCUUUAUUUGCCAUUCUUCCAGGUUGGUCAAAGCCACGGGACAGUCCAUUUUUCCAGCUGUUGCGCAAUAGUAGCAGGAGACCGGGAGAGCGAUGUGUGUGGAAUGUGUCAUCCUUCGCAACACGUGUGCAGGCACAGCAGGCCGGUAGAUCAGACAGUACCCGCACAGAGAAGGAUACGGCCAGUGAUGCCCGCAGAGUUGCCCAGCUAAUGCUCCAAACAAGCUGGCACCUGUGGCUAACGGCAGUGCCAAUCUGUGGUGUAUUUUUGCCAUCUGUAGCAACCGCAAUUCCAAACUGCCAGAGAUAUCCAAUAGUAGUAGGAGAAGACGGCAGUACUAGUGUAAACCCAAAAGGGUUAGAUGAGUGGCUACUGAUCCUAAAAGUUCCCAAGCACUCAAGCCACUUAUAUUUGACUGGACACUACCCAACCUAACUGCCCCACUCAGAUUCACAGGUGAAGCUCAGAUAAUGUCGACAAGCUGUUAAGAUUACUUCCUCUGACCUUAACUAACAGGGUCACUUUAUGACCUAGAUUUGUCUUCCUAGAGUACUGCGAUUUAUUUAUUUUUUUCAUCAUCUAGGCAUAGAUUAAAGAACAUUAUUUUGAUCUGUUGUCUUUAACUUGAAAGCUAGAAACAGAAUGAAAAUGAGAUCAGGCUCGCGUUCCUCUGAAGCUUUUAUUAAACGGACAUGUGGUGGCUCUGUGUCUCAGGCUGAUGAUAGGAAAAGCUUCACGGGAAGCAAUAAUAAAAAUGCUGAUCUCAAAAGUAUUUCCACGUUAAGGAUUGGAAGGAUGUAUCCAAGCUGUUUAUUCGACAGUGUUUGGCCCUAAAGGCUCACUGCUGUCAACUGAGCUACAGCAAGGCCAGGAUUUCAGAGACAUUUGAGCGGUUUAUGAACUUAGCUGCAAAUGAUUAAAAUGUGUGAGGACGGAGCUCUCGCCAGAAGCGACCCGGCUUCUGAAAGAGGCUCUUUUAUUAGGGCCGGUUUGUGUGGUGAUUUCAUAUACCAGAGUGUGUGUGUGCGUGUACACAUGCGUGUGUGUUUUUCCAGGUUCAUCCGAGGUUCUUGGGGGCCCUGUAGCAGAACAUGCGGCGCUGGCACCCAGAGGCGGACGGUGAGGUGCCAGGUGCUGCUCUCCUUCUCCCAGGCCGUGGCCGACUUGCCCGAUGAUGAGUGCGAGGGGCCGAAGCCGGCGGAGAGCCAGCCCUGCUACCGCGCUCCCUGCCAAGGCGUGAGGGCCGAGGCAGACAACGACAGGACACAGACCACAGCCACCGGCAGAGAGGAGCUGCACGACUGGGAGUACAAGGGCUUCACAGAAUGCUCAGAGACCUGUGACGGAGCUUGUGGCACUCUGAGACCCUGCUCAAGGAUGAAGGAGGCAGUGGUGAUCUGUCUGAACAAGCAAACCAGAGAGGCCGCAGACGAACGUGAAUGUGUGAGCGCCCGACGACCUCCCCAGCUCAUACAGGCCUGCCACACCAGGCCCUGUCCACCCCGGUGGGUGGCGGCGGCGUGGAGCUUUUGCUCAGCGACGUGUGGGGUCGGCCUCCAGACGCGCGCCGUAAGCUGCGUCCCGAAAGGAAGAGCGCACGGCAACCGCACCGAGAGCAUCAAAGACGAGGAGUGCGAGCAGCCCAAGCCUCCCUCUGUCCAGGCCUGUAACCGCUUUGACUGCCCACCCACGUGGGAUGUCCAGGAGUGGACUCAGUGCUCGCAAACUUGCGGAGGAGGGAGUCAGAAGAGGGAGGUGACCUGCAAGCAGCGAAUGGCAGACGGAAGUGUGCUGGAGUUGCCUGAAACCUUCUGUCCAUCUCCAGGCUUGCCCGCAGAGCAGGCCUGUGGCCAGAUAGACUGCCCUGCCCACUGGAUCUUCGCCAACUGGACUCAGUGCUCAGCAACCUGUGGAGAAGGGACCCAGAGGCUGUUAGUGGUGUGCAGGAGGCAGGAGCCAAGUGGGCAGUACCGGACUGUGCUCCCUGAGGCCUGCGCAUCCAUCCCAAAGCCCUCCACUGCUCGAUCAUGUUCCACCGGACCCUGCGAGAAGACUUUCAAGCCAGCAGUUGCCAAACCAAAACCUACCAUCUUGGCUCAGCAGAAGGUCUAUAUUCAGUGGAGGAAAGGUCCAAAAUUACACUUAGUGGUGGGUGGAUAUGCCUACUUACUCCCGUGGACAUCUGUAGUGCUCCGCUGCCCGACCCGCCACUUUCAUAAGGGCCACGUCCGCUGGCUAAAGGACGGAAAACCGUUGACACUCCCGCCUCAUGUUUCUAUAUCUCACAUGGGUUACGUCAAGAUUCAGCAGGUCCGUGCCUCAGAUGUGGGAAUGUACACUUGUAUCGCUGAGCAGACACAGGAGAGUUUUGUUCUGAAGCUUAUUGGCAACAAGCAGAAGGUGUCGGUGUCAGAAACUGACCUGUGGGUCACAGACGACGUUAAAAGUUCCCCAAAGACCUUCCAGAUGUCAUCCACACCUGAGGAAAAAGCUAAAGAGGUGCUCUCUCUUAACCGCUAUGACACCAUCGUGCAGCACUUGCUUGACCUGAAGGAUUUGCUCUUGCUGCAUUUUGCUGAGAAAAAUGGGUCCCUUCAGGAGGAGGACACAAGUUUGGAAUCUCAGGCCCCACAGGUGCUGGUGGCAGAUAUGCCAAAGCUCGAUGAGAUCACCAGUAAUUUGUCUGGCAGCCUCCAGGAGCUCCAGACGCAUGAGCUUCUCAUGCAACUCUUAGGGGAUCCAUCUAAGAAUACUGGGGAGAACAAUGAAUCCACAUUGGAACCCCAUGAGAGACCAGAAUUGUCAGCGCAGGGUUACAUUUCUCAAGAGACUGAUUUACUGGCAUCCCAUUCCACCAGACAAUGGAGAGGGCAUUUCCGAAGCCCAGUCAUUACACAGAAACCUUCAAGAAGCCACACAUUAACUCAUAAAAUAGUAGCCCAUGUUGGUGGCGUUGUUGUGGUCCCAAGACAAGUCACUAGGCUGGAGCUUAAAUGCCAAGCACAGGGCAACCCACAACCAACGAUCAUUUGGACGAAGGAGGGGAUGGAGUUGACAAACCACAGCAGAGUAGGCCUGAUGCCAGAUGGCUCCCUGCAUAUUGAGGCCCCGAGGGAAACAGACUCUGGAUUCUACACAUGCAGAGCCACAAAUCGUGUGGGCUCCACCUCGCUGUCAUCUCGAGUGCAAAUAACAGAAAAUGGCUGUGUAACUGGUUCUGGCGAGAGUAACAGCUCUUUCUGCUCAGACAAUGUGCAGUCAUUCAACUCCUGCCAUGGACAUCACUGCCACCAAAGGUGGCAGGUAUCUUCCUGGUCCGCCUGCUCUGUGAGUUGUGGUGGUGGGCUACAGAGUCGCAGUGUGACCUGUCUAGGGCUUGCAGGAGGAGUGAGGACCUGUACGGCAGCUGGUAGGAGACCUGCAGAAAACAGGUUGUGUAACUCCCAACCCUGCUUUGGAUGGACAACAGUGUCAUGGGGCCCUUGUCAUGGGAAAUGUGUCGGACCACGACAGGCUCUGCAGCAUAGACAUGUGUUCUGCCAAGACAAGAACAACACAAGAGUGGCCAAUCAACUGUGCAGCAGUCAGCCCAGACCCUCCUCCUACCGCAACUGCACUACACAGGCCUGUGCUCUGCAGUGGCGCGUUGGGCCAUGGACUCAGUGCACAGCCACCUGUGGUCGUCAUGGUUUCCAGUCGCGCCAUGUUACAUGUGUGCAUCACCGCAGUGGGAAAUUGGCCCGGGAGUUGCAGUGCGCCUGGAGGCGUCGGCCCGCUAGCUGGCAACGCUGCAACAUCCUGUCCUGUGGGAAAGGUACAGGUGAGUGUCAGGACAGUACACGGUACUGUGAGAAGGUCCGCCAACUGCAGCUGUGCCCUCUACCCCAGUUUAAAGCACGCUGCUGUCGAUCCUGCAAGGGCACCUGAGUCUCAUACAGGAGCAGAGACUAAAGCAGAGCCAGAACACCACCUCCAUGCCCGGCACACAACCCAGCGGAGGCUAUAGGGUCAGAGGGAUUCAAGGAUGUCUGAAAUUGGCAGUGAUUCAGAUCCAUUGAUUAGUCCCAUUAAAAACACAUGGGGACUAGACUGGAUGCAAAUUGUUAGUAAUUGACUUUGACUUCAGUGAAGGCUUUGAUGUAAGUGUUUGUGUGUGUGUGUGUGUGUGUGUGUGUAUAUAUAUAUAUAUAUAUAUAAUUUUUUUUCUCCCCUUUUCUUUGUGCAUUGACCGCCUUUCUGAUGGUCCAUAGAGAUGAUAGAUAUGUUGAAAUUCACUGGAUUGCACAUCCUAGACUCAGUCGUCCGUAAAUCUAAAGUGGCCUCUGGGCACAAAGGAAUAUCUGCAGGGGUUCAGUGGAGGUUUAGGAUUUCUUGUAAUUGUGUUUAACAAAAAAAAAAAAGGUUCUCUUAAUGUCAGCAAAAUUGUUUAUUUCAUUGGGUAACUAAAGGAGUUUGCUAGUUCCUUUCCUUUCCAACCAACCAGUGAAAAUGUAUUGGCGUACACAGCAUGCCAGUUAAACAUAUACCCCCUGCUGAAUGAAAUUUAAAUGGGAGUAGAAAUCCAAAAAUUUUAAUAACUAAUUUAAAGCUGCACUAAUGUUUAUGCUGUGCUACUUUUAAAAAAUCUUAAAUCAGUGGAGAGGUUUAUAAUUAUCAGAUUUGGAUUCUUAUUAAUGAAGAAAUUAACCCCAUUGCCCAGUAUUAAAAAUGAGAAUUCAGUAGUGAAUGGGAACCCCAACAGCUUUGCACUCAUGAUUUCCAGGUCCAUGUUCAAAUGUGGCUUGAUUUUUCUUAUUGUUAUUAUUGUUUGCUUUUAUUUCUGUCACUCUUUUAUAGAUUGUUGUAAUUAUCAGUAUGUCAUUUUGUUGGCUAAGACUUAACCACUUAUCAAUAUAGUAUGGUUCUACCUAGUACCCUCUUCCCUGAAUAGGUAUUGCUGUUGGGUAAAGUUUGAGGUCAAAUACAUAUCUACGUGUAGCUAAAAUUAGUUGCAUACCAAAGAUACAUAAAAAGUGCUUUAGAAAAAGAAAGAUUUCCUUUUCAACUCAUGACACACUGCCAGAAAAUAUCCAGACGAAAUUCAAUGACUCGCAAUUGUGCUAUUGUUACUCUGUGUCACCUUGAAAUGUUUUCUGCAUAUUCCCUGAAAACUAAACUUGAAAGUUUUAAUGUUUAAGCAAACACUCAUGUGCUGAAAAUACUGCUAAAACCUUUUUGGGGAGGAGGGAGUGAUUUUAUUUUUUUACCUUUUUACAUUGCUAGCUGUCUUUAUAGAACUAUUUAUUACUUUGUUGAUUUGUAUAAGUGCAAUUGGUCUGUAAAUGAAAAUUGUGAUGUUGUUGAUGCACUUUUCAGUCUAUUCAAUUUGUAGAAAAGUCAGUGCAUGCAAGUGUCCCAGACUGUCUGGGCUAGCGCUAAUGUCAAAGGUCACAGGUCACAUUUGAAAUAAUAAAGUGGCUUACAUCA
This is a messenger RNA of Electrophorus electricus (electric eel), 5999 nucleotides long. The record is from RefSeq and is a predicted model, not a curated record. NCBI's taxonomy places the organism in Eukaryota, Metazoa, Chordata, Actinopteri, Gymnotiformes, Gymnotidae.